Epinephelus lanceolatus (giant grouper) is the source of this 2289-nucleotide messenger RNA. RefSeq names its product sodium- and chloride-dependent GABA transporter 2-like. Gene Ontology annotation, cellular component: cell projection; plasma membrane. Gene Ontology annotation, molecular function: gamma-aminobutyric acid:sodium:chloride symporter activity. The record is from RefSeq and is a predicted model, not a curated record. Gene Ontology annotation, biological process: amino acid transport; nitrogen compound transport; sodium ion transmembrane transport. NCBI's taxonomy places the organism in Eukaryota, Metazoa, Chordata, Actinopteri, Perciformes, Serranidae.
UUGCAAUCAGACUGAGCUUUUGGGAAUGUCAUAUAAAAAAUGUGCAACAAAACACAAGCAAGCGAAGGUGGAGGAGAGAGGACAUUGGGCCAGUAAGGUGGAGUUUCUCCUGGCUGUGGCGGGAAAUGUUGUCGGACUGGGCAACGUGUGGAGGUUUCCUUACCUCUGUUACAAAAAUGGAGGGGGCGCAUUCCUGGUGCCAUAUCUGGUAUUUGUGGUGACCUGUGGUGUACCACUGUUCCUGCUGGAGACCACUAUAGGCCAGUACACCCAGGAGGGUGGCGUCACCUGCUGGAGGAAGCUAUGCCCACUGGCAGAAGGUAUUGGCUAUAGUGGGCUGCUGAUCAUCCUCUACAGCUGUAUGACCUACAUCAUCAUUCUGUCCUGGGCUUUGCUCUACCUGGUGUUCUCCUUCAGCUCAGAGCUGCCCUGGGCCAGCUGCAACAACUACUGGAACACAGAUGACUGCAUAGACUUUUCAGCACAAAAUAACACCUCUGUAUGGACCAACCAGACAAACACCACCUCUGCUGCCACAGAGUUCUGGGAACGACGAGUGCUGGCUAUCUCAGGGGGGAUUGAGGAGAUAGGCAGCAUCAGGUGGGAGGUGCUGUUGUGCCUAAUCGCAAUGUGGAUCGUCUGCUACUUUUGUAUCUGGAAAGGGGUCCGGUCUACAGGAAAGGUGGUGUAUUUCACUGCUACCUUUCCCUAUGUGAUGUUGGUAGUUCUUUUGAUUCGUGGCCUCACUCUUCCUGGAGCUCUACAAGGAGUAGUGUUUUAUCUUCUGCCUGAACCCUCACGACUCGCAGACCCUCAGGUUUGGAUGGAGGCUGGUUCUCAGGUCUUCUUCUCAUACAGUGUGGGUGUGGGCACCUUAGUUGUGCUGGGCAGCUACAACACCUACAACAACAACUGCUAUAAAGACUGUCUAUGGCUGUGUUUACUGAACAGUGGUACCAGCGUGGUAGCUGGGUUUGCGGUCUUCUCUGUGCUGGGAUUCAUGGCUCGCCAGCAGGGUGUUCCCAUUGCAGACGUGGCCGAGUCAGGUCCAGGCUUGGCGUUCAUUGCAUACCCUCAGGCUGUAGCCAUGAUGCCCCUUCCCCAGCUGUGGUCCAUCUGUUUCUUUGUCAUGAUCAUUCUCCUGGGUCUGGACACACAAUUUGUUGGCAUGGAGGUUGUGAUGACAUCCAUCAUAGAUAUGUUUCCCACAGUGAUGCGCAGGGCAGGCCGACGGGAACGUUUCCUCGUCCUCUUCUGCCUCAUGUGCUUCUUCUCUCAGCUUGUGAUGAUCACUGAGGGAGGGAUGUACUUGUUUCAGCUGUUUGAGUACUACGCUUGCAACGGAGCCUGCGUCCUCUUUCCCUGUUUGUUUGAAACCCUGGCAGUGGGAUGGAUAUUUGGGGCGGAGCGGCUGUAUGGCAUCAUUGAGGACAUGACAGGUGUGCAUGCCAACCCAUUCUUUAAAAUCUGCUGGCUUUACCUCACACCGCUGGUCUCACUGGGCUCUUUUAUAUGUUCUUUAGUUGAGUACCAGCCUCUGACCUUUAAUCGCUGGUACGUGUACCCAACCUGGGCAUACGCGUUGGGCUGGGUACUGGCCCUCUCCUCCAUCCUGCUUGUGCCGGGAUGUGCGCUGUAUAAACUGGGAACUGGGACUGGGAACCUCAGUCAGCGUUUCCAUCAUCUGUGCCGACCUGACCCUGACUACUCACUGACAGAGAAGACAGAAACUGAGUUGAAGCACAUCAUAAAGGACGAUGUGUAACUGUUCAAUACCAGUUGAUAUGAAACUUAACCUGAUCCUGAACUUUUUCAACUGUAUUCAUGUGUCCGACAACUACGAUCUGGCACUGAGAGCGCUGGUUACCGAUUAUGACGUCACUUUGCUUCUCUGCAGUCUAUAGUCCAAAGGUCAAAGACAAACAAGACCAGUCUUAUUUAUCUUAGCUAGUUUAAGAUGAUCAUGGAUACUUAUGUGAUAUCACUGCAAGUGUCGUGGAAGUAUUAACCAAAUGUAAAUGUCCCACACUGAGUAAAACAACAAAGUAUUUUGACAUACACAUUUUCAAUGUGAUUUUUUUUUUUUUCAGAAAUAAAUUGUAAUCUUUUAAGUCACAUCAUAAUCACCAUUAGAUUUCUUUUUUGAUUAAAAAUAAUGAGCAGUUUAAGCACGCUGAUUCAAAUUAGUUAGUUAUCUGUGCAAAAUGCUGUUGAAAUUUUAAGAGAUUCCAGAAAUGUAUUUUGGAAAUGCAUCUGAAGAGAAAUAUAUAAUUAAAACAAGAGCAAUAA